AUGGACUUGAAGAUUCGACUAGUCCUUUUUGCAUCUCACUUUUAUUUCAGUGUAGGCUUCCCUAUCCAGGUGAACACUGAACAAAGCUAUGAAGGCAGCAAGACCCGUUUAUAUGAAGGUGACAUUACCCCCAAAAGACAUCGCAAUGCCAUUGUCUGUCCAUUUAACUGGUGCUUUUGGCCCAAGUCAUCUAAUGGACUCGUUGUCAUCCCCUAUGUCAUCUCUUCUUCCUACACUCAUGAAGAGAAAGCUCUGAUUGUUGGUGCCAUCCAAGAGUAUGAGACCUUGACUUGCAUUCACUUUGUAGACCGCACAACGGAAACUGACUAUAUAUAUAUUUCUCCAAAGGAUGGCUGCUGGUCUUACUUUGGAAAGGUUGGGGGUUCCCAGGUGGUAUCAGUGCGCAAAGGGGGUUGCAUGAGGAAAGGAAUCAUUCAGCAUGAACUAAACCAUGCACUGGGGAUGCUGCAUGAACAGAACAGGAACGACAGGGACAAAUAUGUAGUGAUUGCAUGGCAGUACAUUAGUCCAGGUGAUUUUUAUCACUUUAAGCCAACCAGAGCUAAUAACCUGGGCCUCAAGUAUGACUAUUCUUCCGUGAUGCACUAUCACAGGUUUGCUUUCUCCAAUACAUCUGGAAAGGCAACCAUUACUCCAUUCCCUGAUAGCACAGUGCCUAUUGGACAGAGGUUUGGACUGAGUAACCUAGAUGUGGCCAAAAUCAAUAAGUUAUAUGAAUGUGGGAUCCAUAGCACUUUGCUCUCUAAUUUGACUGGAAGUUUUUCCUCUACUGUCUACCGAUCAUCAUACCCCAAAAAUACCAACUCUGUAUGGCUGAUUCGUAUCCCAGCAAAUAAAAUUUUCCUGCAGUUUAAUUCCUUAUAUAUCCAGUCCUCCUCAGACUGUGCUUCCAACCAUAUUCUGGUUUAUGACGGAGGCAGCAGGAGAGACACUGUCUUUCUGAACAAAUUGUGUCGACCAGUGCAGCUCCCCUCAGUAGUGUCUUCUGGAAACAUGAUGCUUGUGGAGUUGGUCAGUGAUGGCACCACAUUGCCCAAAUUUAAGGCUUCUUACAGUUUUGUGCAAUGUGGCAAGACUUUUACUGCCAUGAAUGGGAAAUUUGAGUCUCCACUGUAUCCGUCUCACUAUCCUCCACUAACAGACUGUGCCUGGAUAAUGAUAGCACCAGAAGGAUCCAAGAUAUCACUGACUAUAGUGUCCUUCCUUCUGGAGGAUUCGUUUCAAUGCCAACAUGACUACCUGGUUAUUUACGAUGGAGGCACAACCACAGCCCGUUCUGAGGGUAAAUACUGUGCAAAUGACCUAGUUCCAGGCUUCAUCUCCUCUGGGAACUCAGCGCUUGUCCAGUUCCACAGUGACGACUUCCUGCAGUAUCCUGGAUUCCAGGCUGAAUAUUCAUUCAGUAAGUAUGAAGGCAGUAAAGAACGCAGUGUAAUCUAG
Molecule: messenger RNA, 1461 nt
Organism: Caretta caretta (loggerhead turtle)
Lineage: Eukaryota; Metazoa; Chordata; Testudines; Cheloniidae
Source: RefSeq, a predicted model, not a curated record